Cyprinodon variegatus (sheepshead minnow) is the source of this 3609-nucleotide messenger RNA. RefSeq names its product roundabout homolog 3-like (gene robo3). The transcript is spliced from 19 exons. Gene Ontology annotation, molecular function: protein binding. The coding region runs from base 249 to 2954 and encodes 901 amino acids. NCBI's taxonomy places the organism in Eukaryota, Metazoa, Chordata, Actinopteri, Cyprinodontiformes, Cyprinodontidae. The record is from RefSeq and is a predicted model, not a curated record. Gene Ontology annotation, cellular component: axon; plasma membrane. Gene Ontology annotation, biological process: axon guidance; cell-cell adhesion.
UCCAGGAGCCUUCUCAGUCCAGUCGUUUCUCCGUGUCUCUGAGCGGCGAGCUCACCAUCGCCGACGUGCAAGUGGAAGACUCUGGCUUCUACAUCUGCCAGGCCAUCAGCGUGGCUGGAAGCAUCCUGACCAAAGCCCUGCUGGAGGUGGAAAGCGCUCCCUCAGACAGGGUCCCCCCCAUCAUCCGCCAGGGGCCGGGGAAUCACACCCUGGCCCCCGGGUCCACGGCUCAGCUGCACUGCCACGUCAUGGGAAACCCCUUCCCCAGCAUUCAGUGGGAGAAGGACGGCCAGAGGAUCCUGGGAAACGACGGCCGGAUCACCCUGAUGGAAAACGGCACCUUUCAGAUCACCAGCCUCCAGGAAACGGAUUCAGGAGUUUACACCUGCCUGGCUUCCAGCUCCAGCGGAGAGACGAGUUGGAGUGGAGUGCUCACAGUCAAAGAGAGCGCCGACCCGAUGGUCACUCAGGCCACGGAGCCCUUCCAGCUGCCGGGGCCCCCCCACAAACCCAUCGUCACAGAUGUGUCCAAGAACAGCGUCUCUCUGACCUGGCAACCCAACGCUCAUGAGGGCGGAGCCGCUGUCACCUCCUACAUCAUCGAGGCCUUCAGCCAAUCAGCAGGCAGCACGUGGCAGACUGUGGCAGACACGGUGAAGAUGGAAACGCACACCAUCACAGGCCUGCUGCCCAACACCGUCUACCUGUUCAUCGUCCGAGCCGUCAACGCCUACGGCCUGAGCGACCCCAGCCCCAUCUCCGAGCCCGUCAGGACGCAGGACGUGAGUCCCACGGGGCAGGGGGUGGACCACCGGCAGGUGCAGAGGGAGCUGGGAGAGGUGGCUGUCCAGCUCCAAGACCCCGUCAUGCUCACAACCACCUCCAUGCGGGUGUCCUGGACGGUGGACCGCCAGUCUCCGUACGUCCAGGGCUACCGCCUGUUCUACCGCCCCAGCGGGGGAACCUGGCUCCUUCAGGACAUCAACUCUCCCUCGGAGCGCAGCACCGUCCUCAGCGGCCUGCUGAAAGGAACAGAGUACGAGAUGAAGAUCCGUCCGUACUUCGACGAGUUCCAGGGAAAGGACAGCCGGACGCUGCUGAUCCGAACGCGAGAAGAAGUCCCCAGCGCCCCCCCUAGAGGAGUCACAGUGGCAACCGCGAAGCUCGGCAACAGCUCCAGCAUCAGCGUCAGCUGGGAGCCUCCGCCCAGCGACACGCGGAACGGCAUCAUCCAGGAGUACAGGGUGUGGUGUGUGGGCAGCGGCGCCGAUAACCAGACGCGCUACUACAUCAACAGGACGGUGGACGGAAGCACGCUGUCCACGGUGCUGAAAGGCCUCCUCCCCGCCGUGCUCUACCAGGUGGAGGUGGCGGCAGUGACCGGCGCCGGCGUCGGAGCCCGCAGUUCGCCGGUGUCUGUCCUCCUCAAGCUGCCGGCUGAACAGCCAACGGCGCCCGGCGGCGGCGGCGGCGAAGAGGGCAGCGUGAGUCUGGCCGAGCAGAUCACUGACGUGGUGAAGCAGCCGGCGUUCAUCGCGGGCAUCGGCGGCGCCUGCUGGGUCAUCCUGAUGGGCUUCAGCCUGUGGAUCUACUGCCGCCGCAAGAAGAGGAAGGAGCUGAGCCACUACACCGCCUCCUUCGCCUACACACCAGCAGUUGGUUUCCCUCAUGCGGAGGCCUCGGCGCUCAGUGGGAGGCCGGGGGUGCUGGGGGGGAACUACCCGUGGCUGGCAGACUCCUGGCCCACCACCAACCUGGUCCACAGCAGCAAGGAGGCCGUGAACUGUUGCCCCAGCAACCACGACAGCACUGAGCGAUACUACAACGAAGCCGGCAUCUCCAACUACCUGAACCAGACGGAGAAGUACAGCCUGGGAGGCUCCACCGACGGUCCCAUCUACAGCACCAUUGACGCCACCAGCGAGGACCUGCACAGCUUCGCCACCGCCCCCUACGCCACCGCCGCCAUCAUGCCCUUCUCCGCUCAGACGCAGGGAGCAGCUUUCAGUGGGGAGCAGCAGGACGAGGGCCGCUGGAUCCCCCAGCAGGGCCCCUCUGGGGCCCAGUACGCCCAGCCGGACCGCUGCAGCGGUAAACCGAAGCAGAAGGCGAUGGGGAAGGCUGUGAAGACCCCGUCUCUGACCUGGAUGGAGGCGUUGCCCCCACCUCCACCCAUCGUAGAGCUGGAGCAGUGCGAGCCAGACAGCCAGCUGCCGCAGGACGAUGACAUGGAUGGCGGCUCAGAGGAGGAGUGGUGCCCCCCCCUUCCUGAGAGGACCUACCUGAUGGAAGGCUGUGAAGACCAGAGGAACAUCACGUCUUCUCCUGCCACCUCCUACAGCCACCGCUCCACCGCCACCCUCACCCCCUCCCCCCAGGAGGAGGCGGGAGCCCCCGGUGACCAGCCGCCAUCACGGCGCCCGCCCUGCGGCCCGGUGCCGGCGCCGCCGCUCGCCCAGUCCAGCCAGCAGAACCUCGGCCUCACAGACGCCGGCGCGCUGCAGGUCCAAAGCCCCGCCCACUGCUGCCUCCACAGCCAGGGGACGACGGGGAACGAGGAGAGAGCUUCGACGCCUGUGCACAGCCGCUCGUCUCCAGCAGAGACCUGCACUCCUCCCAACCAGAAGUCCAGAGUGAAGAAGAAGGUGACCAAGACGUCGGCGUACAGGAGGGAGCUGCAAGGAGACCUCCCCCCGCCCCCGGAGCCCCCCCCUGGGGAGCCCAGCAGCCUGCCGACCAGCAGCCGCUCCUCCCUGGAGAGGAGCGAAUACAGCAGCCAGCGGAACCGAUCGGGACCAAAUCACGGCGACAAUGAAGAGGUGGCGGCCUACAGCAGUCGCAGCGGCUACCUGUCCAGGAGUAACUGCUCCACCACGGGAAGCUCCUCCUCCAGAGGCUCCAGCGGCUCCCGGGGCCUCGCCCCCCCCAGGAAACACAGCGAGGAAAUGAGAUAAGGAGCCCCAUCAGCCCCCCCCAUCCUCUGACGGCGAGGAGAAGCUCGCCGUGUUCAACAAGCUACACUUACUGCUGUGAAAGAAGAAUAACUGACCUUUGCUAUUAGAGUUAUUUAUGAGUUGGAGUUCACUCACCCUGCUUACUUUGUAAAUACCUGUCUGUACUGUUCUGUUGUGAGCUCUGGAUACAGGGAGAGAGACCUAUAUUGUAUUUAUGAUGAUCAAAAAAAACAAAACUCAAAGGAUAAAAAACGUCUGUUAUAAUGGAAAAUGUCUUCUUGAAUGUGCCAACUCUUUGUCGCCAUGUAAACCUUUAGGGAAAGCAUUAACUACUGUUGCACAGAACAACAGAAACUAAGAAGCACAAAGUUUGUUUGCUGGUUGAGGAGAGGUGGAAAAGCCAAAAACAUCCCUGAGGGAUGCCCUGCGUCACGGCGUCCGUCCAGUGUCCUUCGUCUGGUUCCUCUGCAGCCUUCGCUGGCUGACUGACAGGCUUUAUGAAAGUUUGAUUGUACCCCCCCUCCCCCUUUAUACAGCUGAGAGACUGUUUGCUGCAGUUCUGAAAAGAAUUUUUCAUAAACUCCUUUGAAAACAAAAAAAAAUGUCUGUUCGCUGACUUUUUGUACUCUUGUUGUUUUGUAAAUGUACAAUAAAU